Molecule: messenger RNA, 1050 nt
Organism: Phlebotomus argentipes
Lineage: Eukaryota; Metazoa; Arthropoda; Insecta; Diptera; Psychodidae
Exons: 4
Coding region: 1-1050 (349 amino acids)
Source: RefSeq, a predicted model, not a curated record
AUGAGGCCAAAUAAAGCGUCAGGAACUCUUCUGAUGCGCGCUUGUAAACAAAUUUCCAGCUGUGAUUUUGACAGCGCGCGCGCCCUGCGCCACCUGCCGGAAUAUCAGAGAACAAAUAUUCACAACAAAAAUAUUCACAGAGCAUGCAAGACGCGAUCAGCUAACACAAAUCUGCGAAUUAAAGGCCAUAAGAUGGGAAAGUUCAAUGAGGAACAGGUGAAUAUUCUGGUGUCGUUCAUGACAGAGCAUCCGGAGCUGCUGCAGAGGCGAGAGUUCUGUCGCAUCGAUAACAAGGAACGUAUCGCCUUGUGGAAGGAUCUGGCGGAGAGGCUGAAUGGCCAUGGGCCACCUCACAAGUCUGUGCUUCAGUGGAGAGGCGCGUGGGCGAAGAAGAAGUUCGAAGUGUCGCGCAUGAAGAAGAGCCACAAAUCGUACUUUGCCGACUAUUAUGCUGAUCUGUACAAUCUGAUUACCAAGGCGAAUGAGAUUUACGGAUCCCGCUCAGGAGGCUCUUCGGAUGACGGAGAGGCGCUGGAUGAUGAUAGUCAAUCUGAGUCGCAUUCGCUGCAGAAGAAACAGAGCAGCAGAAAACGCAAACGACGACGCUCGAGUCCAAAGCAAAAGAAACCAGGAAACCCAGAAACGGAAGAGGUUCUGAAGGAAGAGGAAAUCGAACUUGAAUAUCCUGUGGAUAUUCAAUGGCUGGAGGAGCCGAAACAGUCAAGUGUCGUCAAUGAAACUCUUGAAACGCAAGCAAACCACAAAAGAAGCUCUCGAAAGCUCUCCGCUUCGAGUCUCUCCUCCUCUUCAGACGAUCACCACUGUGUCCAGGUGAAGCAGAGGAAAUCCUGCGUAUCCUGUUCGAAUCAGCCGGAGCACAGCGUUGAUCUCUUCUUCAAGAGUCUGUCGAUGGAAGUGAAGAAUGCGAAUCUGACGCCUGAGAAUCUCUUCACUCUGGAAUGGAACGUCCUGAAGACGGUGUCGGAGAAGAUCAAGGAGUUCACUGGAGGAGCCACAAGUGAAGUUCAACCGUCAGCAAAAGAACCCUGA